Messenger RNA from Coregonus sp. 'balchen', 10416 nucleotides. Lineage: Eukaryota; Metazoa; Chordata; Actinopteri; Salmoniformes; Salmonidae. The record is from the annotation of a GenBank genome assembly.
GGUCGAUCAAGAAAGUAUAAUACUCCGAUAGAACUUGUUUUGGUGUGUAUUCUGCGAUGAGGUAACGCUCAAAUCAGGUAAAUCUUUCUCUGGUGUAGGUCACCGACCAAACUUUCUAGUCAACCCUACUCUUCAAAAGCUUUGCUUUCAUUCUUUUAAGCGCAAAACGCAACGGGGAUGUUCGCCCCAAUUCAUUUUGUAUAUUUUGAACUGGUUUACUGCUCCAGACUAAUGGGUGCGUUUAUUAACUUUGCACAAUGGUUGAAUAGCAGCAUAUCACUAGCUAUAUACACGCUAUAUAUAAGCUAUGCUAUAUGCUUUAGCGACCUAUAUUUUCUAUCAAUGAUUUAGAAUGGGACUCCAAUAAAUAUCUUGACAUUGAACAGUCAGCCCUGUCCAGACUCUGCCCCGAGGAAACAGAAUCAAUAGAUUAUCUAUUUUGGUACUGUCCUUCUGUGGCUUGCUUUUGGAGACAGGUACACUACCGUUAAGAAGUUUGCGGUCACUUAGAAAUGUCCUUGUUUUUGAAAGAAAACCAAUAGUUUUGUCCAUUAAAAUAACAUCAAAUUGAUCAGAAAUACAGUGUAGACAUUGUUAAUGUUGUAAAUGACUAUUGUAGCUGGAAACGGCAGAUUUUUAAUGGAAUAUCUACAUAGGUGUACAGAGGCCCAUUAUCAGCAACCAUCAGUCCUGUGUUCCAGUGGCACAUUGUGCUUGCUAAUCCAAGUUUAUCAUUUUAAAAGGCUAAUUGAUCAUUAGAAAAUCCUUUUGCAAUUAUGUUAGCACAGCUGAAAACUGUUGUGCUGAUUAAAGAAUCAAUAAAACUGUCCUUCUUGAGACUAGUUGAGUAUCUGGAGCAUCAGCAAUUGUGGGUUCGAUUACAGGCUCAAAAUGGCCAGAAACAAAUAACUUUCUUCUGAAACUCGUCAGUCUAUUCUUGUUCUGAGAAAUGACCUUCUAGGCAGAGUUGCAAAGAAAAAGCCAUAUCUCAGACUGGCCAAUAAAAAUAAAAGAUUAAGAUGGGCAGUCUGAGAUAUGGCUUUUUCUUUGCAACUCUGCCUAGAAGGUCAGCAUCCCGGAGUCGCCUCGUCACUGUUGACGUUGAGACUGGUGUUUUGCGGGGACUAUUUAAUGAAGCUGCCAGUUGAGGAUCUGUGAGGCGCCUGUUUCUCAAAUUAGACACUCUAAUGUAUUUGUCCUCUUGCUCAGUUGUGCACCGGGGCCUCCCACUCCUCUUUCUAUUCUGGUUAGAGUCAGUUUGCGCUGUUCUGUGAAGGGAGUAGUACACAGCGUUGUACGAGAUUGUCACGCCCUGGCUCUGGGGACACUGUUAUGUUGAGCCAGGGUGUGUAGAUUUCUGUGUUGUAGGUCUAGUUGUUUCUUUUCUAUGUUGCCAGUGUGGUUCUCAAUCAGAGGCAACGAGUGUCAGCUGUGGCUGGUUGUCUCUGAUUGGGAACCACAUUUAAACAGGCUGUUUUCCCACAAUAGUUGUGGGAUCUUGUUCUAGUUGGUUUGUGUUAGACCGUUGACUGUCACGUUAUCGUUUUUGUUGUUUUGAUCGUGCAUCACCUAUAAUAAAUAUGUUCGCAUUCAACGCUGCGCCUUGGUCCUCCUCUCUUACCGACGAUCGUGACAGAAGAUCCCACCAGAACUGGACCAAGCAGCGGGUCCAGGAGCCAUCGCCAGGGAAAACCCUAGCGGAUAUCCAGCGCCUCCUCGACUGGGUCAAGCCGGGUGAGGAAGAGAGGGGCUUGACGUGGAAGCAGAAGGGCGAAAGGCUGGCGAGAAGUAUGGAGACCUGGUCCACGGGUAGGAGUGAAGCCCAUAACAUUUUUAGGGGGGGGCUAACGCCGUGGACGACGGGCCAGCAGGAGACCGCGACAGAGCGGCCCAGCGGGUUGGCAGAGGAGGCCGCCAGGUUACGGGGGCCACUGGUCGAAGAGGGGAUGGAAGGUGUAGAGGCACGGCGAAGGGUACUGGGGUGUGUUACCAGUCCGGUCCGGCCCGUUCCAGAUCCCUGCGUAGGGCCAGUGGUGUGUGUCCCCAGUACGGUCCGGCCUGUUCCUGCUCCCCGCACCAGGCCAAUGGUGCGAGUCUCCAGCCCGGUCCGGCCCGCUCCUGUUCCCCACACCAAGCCAGUGGUGCGCAUCGCCAGCCCGGUCCGGCCCGCUCCUGCUCCCCACACCAAGCCAGUGGUGUGCGUCGUCAGCCCGGCACGGCCCGUGCCUGUUCCCCACACCAAGCCAGUGGUGCGAAUCGCCAGCCCGGUUCGGCCCGCUCCUGCCCCCCACACCAAGCCAGUGGUGUGCGUCGUCAGCCCGGCACGGCCCUUGCCUGUUCCCCACACCAAGCCAGUGGUGUGCGUCGUCAGCCCGGCACGGCCCGUGCCUGUUCCCCACACCAAGCCAGUGGUGUGCAUCGCCAGCCCGGUCCGGCCCGCUCCUGCUCCCCACACCAAGCCAGUGGUGUGCGUCGUCAGCCCGGCACGGCCCGUGCCUGUUCCCCACACCAAGCCAGUGGUGUGCGUCGUCAGUCCGGCAAGUCCCGUGCCUGUUCCACCGGUGCCUGGUCCGGCACCGGUCAGAUGCUUCACGCCGGAGCUAGAGCAAUCCGCUCCACCAAUGUGCAGUCCAGCUCCGGCCAGCGGGGCCAGACCGGACCAGGGGUACUUUGGGGGGUUGGAGCGGGGAUCAGGCCCGGAGCCGGAUCCACCGCCUAGGCGGAGUGCCCACCCGGUCCCUCCCCUGUGGUAUUUGGUUGGCGCGGUCGGAGUCCGCGCCUUUAGGGGGGGAGUACUGUCACGCCCUGGCUCUGGGGACACUGUUAUGUUGAGCCAGGGUGUGUAGAUUUCUGUGUUGUAGGUCUAGUUGUUUCUUUUCUAUGUUGCCAGUGUGGUUCUCAAUCAGAGGCAACGAGUGUCAGCUGUGGCUGGUUGUCUCUGAUUGGGAAACCACAUUUAAACAGGCUGUUUUCCCACAAUAGUUGUGGGAUCUUGUUCUAGUUGGUUUGUGUUAGACCGUUGACUGUCACGUUAUCGUUUUUGUUGUUUUGACCGUGCAUCACCUAUAAUAAAUAUGUUCGCAUUCAACGCUGCGCCUUGGUCCUCCUCUCUUACCGACGAUCGUGACAGAGAUCUUCAGUUUCUUGGCAAUUUCUCGCAUGGAAUAGCCUUCAUUUCUCAGAACAAGAAUAGACUGACGAGUUUCAGAAGAAAGUUAUUUGUUUCUGGUCAUUUUGAGCCUGUAAUCGAACCCACAAUUGCUGAUGCUCCAAAUACUCAACUAGUCUCAAGAAGGACAGUUUUAUUGCUUCUUUAAUCAGCACAACAGUUUUCAGCUGUGCAAACAUAAUUGCAAAAGGGUUUUCUAAUUAUCAAUUAGCCUUUUAAAAUGUUAAACUUGGAAUAGCAAACACAACUUGUCAUUGGAACACAGGACUGAUGGUUGCUGACAAUGGGCCUCUGUACGCCUAUGUAGAUAUUCCAUUAAAAAUCAACCGUUUCCAGCUACAAUAGCCAUUUACAACAUGAACAAUGUCUACACUGUAUUUCUGAUCAAUUUGAUGUUCUUUUAAUGGACAAAAAAUGUGCUUUUCUUUUGAAAACAAGGACAUUUCUAAGUGACCCCAAACUUUUGAACUGUUGUGUAAGUGAUAAUGUCUGUGUUCAGAUGGACCUACAAACAGUAGGCCUACUGUUAGGAGAUCUGAAAAACCAAGAUCAAUCAAUGGGAAAUAUGAUUACACUCUUAGGUAAAGUAUUUAUUUUUAGGGCAAUCUCGGUAGAAACGGUACAAUUACAGAGGUUCAAGAACCUCAUAAGACAUCACAGUAAAAUAGAAGGAUGUUUUGCAAAAGGAAACAGUAAAAUGGUAGUGUACUGGGGAAAAUUGGUUAGUUUGUGGACAUCUGAGGGUUGGAAUUAAGAUGAAAGUGUACUGUAUGUGAGCGAAAAUAGCUGUAAGUAGCAGUAAAGACUUAUUGUUGUCCGUUAGUUUACUCCAAUCAAGGAAGGGGUGGUAGGGUUGAAUUAUUAUUAUUAUUAUUAUUAAAUUGGGGAAUUAGAAAUAUUGCAAACAAUUAGUUUGAUAGAACCCAAAAUCUAUCUAUCUAUCUAUCUACAUGCACACCAUUGCCAUGAUUGCACUAUCAGGCUCAAAGAUCACUAUUGGAGAUCCAGAACCAUGUGCUGUGAAAUCUGUAUUAAAGUCUAGUGAGUCUACCUACUGGGCACACACUGGUUGAAUCAACGUUGUUUACACAUCAUUUCAAUAUAAUUACGUUGAACCAACGUGGAGACGUUGAAUUGACAUCUGUGCCCAGUGGGUAAUGUCAUCAGGGAAAAUUAUUAAUAAUUUUAUAUUUUCCCCUACUCCUAAACUGUAAUGGCUAUUCAGGUAUCAUCAUAAAUGCAAUGCUGACUUCUGACUAGAUGGUUACAAGGUGAGAGACUGUAAUACCAACUACCUUGAUUAACUUGGGACUGAUAGUUGCACUGCAAUUGAUCUGUUUUAGUGUGAGCAAGCAACUGAGCAAGCCUACCAAUGCCAUUUGUGGAAUUCAUAGCAGGAUGCAUCUCAGGUAAUGUAUAGGGGGAACAUAGAUUUUUGUGUAUCAAAACAUUUUUGGGCAUGAAUAUGGAGGUUGAACUUGACUAGGGGUAUAUGAAUAUGUUCUAGGAGCAGUAGGGUUGGCUUUUGGUCACCCAAUGGACACAGUGAAGGUACAAGUAUUGGACUCACUCAAACUUGAUGAUUAGAUCCACUAAUUUAGACCAAGGAAUCAAAACUUGUUGACAAGUCACAUAAUAUGUAUAUUAUACUCCAUCUGUAGGUGCGUCUGCAGACCCAGGUUAAAUACAAGGGGAUUUUUGACUGUGUGGCUAGGACAUACGCUCGCGAAGGGGUACGUUUUUGAAUAGUUUGGUAUUAUGUGACUCAUCCCACUGUGCACAGCACGUCAUUUCAAUGUGGAUAAUAGAGUAAUAUUUGGUUGAGACAAUCAAUGAGAUUACAACCUAUAUUUACCCACUCAAAAAGACAGCCAAAAGUUAGUUGAAUUUCCAAUGUGUUAUCACUAUGCUUUCAACCAUCUAAAAGCACAACCAAAUUCCAAUGAAAAGACAAUGUCUUAUUUUUGGUUAAGUUUUCACUCAAAUGUCUAUCACUGUGCAUUCAACCAUGUAAAAGCACAGCAAAGUUCAAGUGGGAAUACAAUGUCAGAUAUUUAGUUUAUUUAUACAACAUGUGUUACUUAUCGCUGUGCUUCAUCUAAUAGCAGAACCAAAUGACCUGGAUUGCUGUUGAGAUUACAUUAAAAGUACAUAGUGCAAGUGAUCAAUGCCAUUCGAGAUUCUGCACAGAUUAUUACACAAAUGUGAAGAUCUCCACAGACCUGUGAUGACCUAUGCAUGCUAUCUUGAACAUGCACACUGUAUAUGAUUACAUAAAAAUACAUGUAUAGUUACAGUAACCUCAAAAUGUGGCCAUGGAUGUGUUACUCAAUUUGAAGUAAAAUGUUAAAUUAGUUUGUAAGAUAGCCUUAACAUUAGGCUAUUUACUGUAUUACAAAAGUAAUAUUGAAUUGUAUUUGGUUGACAACACAACCAAAUAUUAACAUUUAAAGGAGAUCUACUGCUUGGAUAUUUCCAUCUGAGCAACUGGCUUAUGCCCAUUCUUUAACUUUUAUUUUUGGUUGAGUUGGAGACGUCAAUCCAACAUAUAAUUUGUUAACUUUCCGACAAGUUAAUAGGCUAUUUAUUGUAUUUCAAAUAUGGAAUUGUGUUUGGUUACAUUUAAAAUGUUUACAUUUUAGUCAUUUAGCAGAGGCUCUUAUCCAGAGCAACUUACAAUUAGUGCAUUCAUCUUAAGAUAGCUAGGUGAGACAACAACAUCACAAUCGUAUCAAGUACAUUUUCCCUAAACAAAGUAUUUAUCAUCAAAGUCAGUGCUAGUGGGAAAAGAGAAGUGCCUUUUUUAAAUAGUAAACAUUUUUGGGAGGGGGGCGUAGGGGGCGCCGUGAGAGUUAUUUAAGAUACUCUUCAAAGAGGUAGGGUUUCAGACGUUUUCCCAAAAAAUAAGAAGGGACUCCGCUGUCCUGACUUUAGGAGGAAACUUGUUCCACCAUUGGGGUGCCAGGAUAGAGAAGAGCUUGGACUGGGCUGAGCGGGAGCUGUCCUCCCGUAGGGGUGGGAGGGCCAAGAACCAGAGGUGGCGGAACGGAGUGCUUGGUUUGGGAUGUAGGGUUUGAGCAUAGCCUGAAGGUAAGGAGGUGUAGUUCCCCUUGCUGCUCCGUAGGCAAGCACCAGGGUCUUGAAUGUGAUGCGAGCUUCGACUGGAAGCCAGUGGAGUGUGCGGAGGAAUGGGUGACAUGGGAGAACAUUGGAAGGUUGAACACCAGGUGGGCUGCGGCAUUCUGGAUAAGUUGUAGGGGUUUGAUGGCACAAGCGUAGAGCCCAGCCAACAGAGAGUUGCAGUAGUCUAGACGGGAGAUGACAAGUACCUGGAUUAGGACCUGCGCCGCUUCCUGUGUGAGGAAAGGUCGGACUCUACGGAUGUUGUAGAGCAUGAACCUGCAGGAGUGAGUCACUGCUUUGCAGAGAACGACAGGUUGUAGUCCAGUGUCACACCAAGCUUCUUUGCACUCCUGGAGUGGGACACCGUGGAGUUGUCAACCGUGAUGGAGAGGUCUUGGAGCGGGCAGGUCAUCCCCUGGAGGAAGAGCAGCUCCGUUUUGUCGAGUUUGAGCUUGAGGUGGUGGGCCGAUAUCCAAGCUGAGAUGUCUGCCAGGCACGCAGAAAUGCAUGUCGCCACCUGUGUGUCAGAAGGAGAAACGUUUCCCAGGGUUGGCGGCAGAAGCUUGACAUUUAGAGUGAUAGAAAGCGGCUUUAGCAGUGAAUACAGAGGAAGAGAAGGUAGAGAGGAGGGUAUGGAAGGAUGAUAGGUCCUCCAGAAGUUUAGUGUUCCACCAUUUCCGCUCAGCUGCCCGCAGCCCUGUUCUGUUAGCAUGCAGUGAGUCACUCAGCCACGGAGCGGGAGGGGAAGGUUGGGCCGGCUGGGAGGAAAGGGGACAGUGAGAGUCAAAGGAUGCGGAAAGGGAAGAGAGUAGGGUCGAAGAGGCAGAGUCAGGAGAAAAGUGGGAGAAAGAUUUAUUAGAUGGAAGAGAGGAUAGGAUAGAAGAGGAGAGUAGCGGGAGAGAGAGAGAGCAAAGAUUGCGGUGGCGCAUGACCAUCUGGGUAGGGGCUGAGUGGGUAGAGUUGGAGGAGAGAUGGAGAGAAAAGAAAACAAAGUAGUGAUCAGAGACCUGGAGGGGGGUUGCAGUGAGAUCAGCAGGCAAACAGCCUCUAGUAAAGAUUAAGUCAAGCGUAUUUCCUGCCUUGUGAGUGGGAGGUAACUGGGAAAGGGUGAGGUCACAAGAGGAAAGGAGUGGAUUUAACGUAUAAAAAACAUACUGAUGAGCUAGUUUAAAAGCUACGUAAGCUUACAUAUCUUCGUUGUUGAAGUAUAAAAACAAAGUAUUGGUUAACUCUUGAGGUUCCUCGGGUCUCCACCGAAAUAGGUAAAUCCGCUUUUAGUUUGAAUGCACCUCACUGAGUAUAGAAAACAUUACGAACACCUGCUCUUUUUAUGACAGACUGACCAGGUGAAUCCAGGUGAAAGCUAUGAUCCCUUAUUGAUGUCACUUGUUAAAUCCACUUCAAUCAGUAUAGAUGAAGGGGAGGAGACAGGUUAAAGAAAGAUUUUUAACCCUCGAGACAAUUGAGACAUGGAUUGUGUAUGUGUGCCAUUCAGAGGGUGAAUGGGCAAGACAAAAUAUUUAAGUGCCUUUUAACGGGAUAUGGUAGUAGGUGCCAGCCCAGGCGCACCGGUUUGUGUCAAGAACUACAGCGCUGCUGGGUUUUUCACGUUCAACAGUCUCCCGUGUGUAUCAAGAAUGGUCCACCACCCAAAGGACAUCCAGCCAAUUUGACACAACUGUGGGAAGCAUUGGAGUCAACAUGGGCCAGCAUCCUUGUGGAACGCUUUCAACACCUUGUAGAGUCCAGUAAGUCUGUUAGUUCCACAACAAUAAUUCUCAUGAUAGCACAUUGGUAAUAGUCAGUGGCAAAUAUCAUAGCUAAGCAGGGAUGGGCUUGGUUAAAACCCUGGAUAGGGAGAUCAAAGGGUAGCUGUCAAUAGGUCAAUUCUCCAGUAGGAGGUGCUGCCCAGCCUAUAGUUUAGUUUUUUUCUGAUAGUGGAUUUUAUCGUUGAAGAUCUUAAGUUCUUUUAAAGGUACAAAUUCAACAUAUUUUAUUCAAGGUUUGUCUAUGUUGAAAUUUGGUUAUCGUGAUGACAUAAUCCUGUGGUUGAAAUUUUACCCUCAAAACAACAGUUGAUUACUUUUUUCAAAUCUAAUGUAUUUUCCUCGUAGAUUCCACAUCAGAAUACGUUGACAAAUUAUGUUGAAACAAUGUUGAUUAAACCAGUUUGUGCCCAGUGGGAUUUGUCGAUGUGUGUUUUAUAUUUUCGCUACAAUGUUGUACCAUCAGCAAUACUUGAACAAUACUAUUUUUGCAUUUGUCGGAUCAGAUCCCUGGGUUCUUCAAGGGCAUGGCAUUUCCUGUCCUGACUACUGGCAUCACCAACGCUGUGGUCUUUGGUUCCUAUAGCAAUGCUUUAGACUACCUCACUCAGUCCCAACGGAACGACCGUAGCCAAGGCAACCCUGCCUCUGCAUCAGCAGUCUUCGCAGCUGGCUGUUUCUCAGGUCUGGCACAGGUAAUAUGGAACGUGCUUUAAAUGGCCCUGAAAUAUGGCAUUGUUAUGUGUACUUUUUAACACCAAGCUUUUCUUUGCUGCCAGGUGGUGGUUACUGCGCCUGUUGACCUGGUGAAGGUACGCCUGCAGUCCCAGACCAAGGGCUGGGCUGGGGUCGGUGGUGACGGGUAUCGAGGUCCCAUUCACUGUGUGACUGUCAUCCUGAGGGAGGAGGGGCCAAGGGGAUUGUUUCGAGGGGGGUUGGCUCUUACCCUGAGAGAUGUGCCCUGCUAUGGAAUCUACUUCCUGCCUUACGAGAUCACCUGCAGGUUUCUGACUGAAGAAGGCAAACGGCCAGGUCAGUUGGAGAAAGAGGUUGUGUUCCAGACCAUCUUUUUUUGCAAUUGCGCUGCACAUCUGAAAAGAUUGUUAUAUUAUAAUAUAUGAAUGUGGUUCCUGAGAUGUUACGCUCUUCUCCAGGCGUUCUGAGAUCUGAUCAUCUGUGCAACGCCACUGCAAUAGAGACGACUUGGAGCGUGUGUCGUUAACAGUUCAAAAGCCAUGCGAGUCUGUGAGAAGAGAGCAUGCGAGUCUGUGAGAAGAGAGCGAGCAUGCGAGGCUGUGAGAAGAGAGAGAGCAUGCUAGUCUGUGAGAAGAGAGAGAGCAUGCUAGUCUGUGAGAAGAGAGAGAGCAUGCUAGUCUGUGAGAAGAGAGAGAGCAUGCUAGUCUGUGAGAAGAGAGCGAGCAUGCGAGGCUGUGAGAAGAGAGAGAGCAUGCUAGUCUGUGAGAAGAGAGAGAGCAUGCUAGUCUGUGAGAAGAGAGAGAGCAUGCGAGUCUGUGUCUAGUUUGACCAUUUAUUGCUGAUGGUUUGAGUGCUAGUGCAAUUACAUAGAUUUUCAUGUAAUAAUUUGGUUUGUAUCUUCAGGCACAUUUGCGGUAUUAAUGGCGGGUGGGGUGGCAGGCGUGGUGACGUGGGCCUUUGCCACACCCAUGGAUGUGGUGAAGGUGCGGCUGCAGAUGUCCGGUGCUGGGGGCCGGGUGUACCAGGGGGUCCUGCACUGCAUGAGUAUGAGUCUGAAGGAGGAGGGGGUGAGGGUGUUCUUUAAGGGGCUCCUCCUGAACAGCCUGAGGGCCUUCCCUGUCAACGCCAUCACCUUCCUCAGCUAUGAGAGCCUGAUGAGUUUCCUCACCCGGCCAUCUGCAGACUGACCAUAAGACUAUAUACAUCUCCUGGAUACACUCCGGUCUGACCAAAUGAUGGAAAGAAUACCAACAUUGGAUGGGCAAACCACCAUUAUGUGAAAUUAACUGGUAUAUACAGUGUACCUUAGCAUGCUAUAUACUCAGAAUUGUAUCUGCUAUACUGGAGUUACACACACUUUUGUGAUAUCCUCAAUGUGGGCACUGUGACAGGGCUCAUGAUCCUGUUAUAGUAGGGCACAGUGCUGUGAUAUCAUAAGGUAUGACAAUACUUAUGGAUGCAAACUGUCAUACAGCAUCACCUCUCAAAGAGCUAUGAUACUAUCAGUAUUUUUUGUCAUGACAGACUACAACAAAACCUUGAAUAUAAAAACCCUUGGAAACCAAAUACCAAAUGUUUAUGCCAAGACAUGGUGCAUUUAUGUACUGUAUGAACUUCAUAGCCUACAUUUAUAAUAACUUUGUAAUAAAGAAAAUGUGAAGC